AUGGCGGUGGAGGAUCCCAUUCUGCGUGAUUGCAGCACACAUUGUGAUGUUGCCUCCACGUUAGCCCGGGACAUUCAAAGGCUCUAUAUGGCCAAUGAUGUUUCUCCCUCUUCUUACUCCAAUCAGACAGACUUCAUCUUGGAGGGAGAUUACUUAUUGGGUGGUCUUUUCCCUUUACAUGAAAUUGAACAGGAAACAACCCUGUUUUCAGCAGAGACCACCGAAUGUUUCAGGCACAUUUCCUCAAAAUCUGGAUAUCACAUGUUGCAAGUAAUGAGGUUUGCUGUUGAGGAGAUUAAUAACUCUACCACUCUUCUGCCCAAUGUUUUUCUGGGCUAUGAAAUUUUUGACUAUUGUUCUAAUACAAAAAAUUUCAAUUCAGCCUUAAGUUUCAUCUCAAAGAAUGGCUCAAUAAGACCUAAAGAAAAACUAAACAACUAUCAGCCUAAAGUGAUUGCUUUAACAGGACCAUAUGGAAGCACAAGAACUAUGACUAUUGCACCACUGUUCACAAUGGACCUUAUACCAAUGGUGAAUUAUGGAGCUUCUAGCUAUGUCUUAAGCGAUAAACAUCAGUAUCCUUCUUAUGUAAGAACAAUUCCUAUCAACAAAGACCUGAUAGAGAUGAUUAUUCACAUCAUACGGUGGUUUGGAUGGAACUGGGUUGCCUUUCUUGGUAGCCAAGAUGAUAACAGUUCAGAUGGUCUAAAGCUGUUUAACAAGUAUAUAAGCAAUACUGGCAUUUGUUUGGCCUAUCAAGAGGGUCUUAGUUCAAACGCAAACUACAGUCUAACACUUAAAAAGAUUGACAUGCUCAACAUCAAUGUUAUUGUAGUUUUUGCUUUGCCACAAUACGCAAGCAAAUUCAUCAAAGCAGCUAUAGCUAACAACAUCCAAGACAAAGUAUGGAUUGCAAGAAAUGCAUGGGCUAUGAAUCAACAGCUUCCAAGAGAGCCAGGAAUUGCAAAAAUUGGCACAGUCAUUGGCAUUGCAGAGAGACUGUUGUCAUUCCCCGGAUUUAAUCAAUUUGUUUAUAAAGCCAGAGGAACAACUGAUGUUGGCCACAAUGAUUCUGAGGGUGCAAUCAAGAGUAAGACAUGUAAUCAAGAUUGUGAUUACUGCUCAUUGUUGACUGCAGAAGAGAUUAUAAAUGAAAAUCCCACAUUCUCCUUCUCCAUCUAUGCUGCCAUAUAUACCAUAGCUCAUGCAUUACAUAAAGUUCUGCAGUGCGACAUGAAUAAACGCCACAAAAAUAAAAUGGCCAAGCCAUACAUGCUUCUGGAGGAGAUAAAGAAGUUGGAUUUUCCACUCAGUGGUCGUCAGGUGAAAUACAAAAAUUAUGAUCCAACCAUCAGUUAUGCAGUUGUGCUCUGGCGCACUGAUGUGAAUCCUCCACAGUUUGAGAUGGUGGGCACAUAUGAGAAACUUCCAGAAAUUACUUUUACCAUUGAUAACUCUCUCCUUCCCUGGCAUAACAAUGGUCCAAGAGGAAUGUUAAGCUUGAGGUGUGAGGCCACUGGCCCUGCCCGACUCAUUGUUAGCCCUGGCUCGCACUGGGCCAACAGUGGAAAAGCGGAUAGUGAGGCCUGGAAAGCCAGAGCAUGGUUGUUCACAGGAUUGCCAUCGCAGAGGAUCACAGGUAGGCAUGUUGUGCUCCCAGGGUCUCUGUCCACUGUCUUUGUCUUUCAGGUUGUGUAUGGUAUCGUUGUCGUGGAGGAUCACAG
Sinocyclocheilus grahami is the source of this 1724-nucleotide messenger RNA. RefSeq names its product taste receptor type 1 member 1-like. Gene Ontology annotation, molecular function: G protein-coupled receptor activity. NCBI's taxonomy places the organism in Eukaryota, Metazoa, Chordata, Actinopteri, Cypriniformes, Cyprinidae. Gene Ontology annotation, biological process: G protein-coupled receptor signaling pathway. Gene Ontology annotation, cellular component: plasma membrane. The record is from RefSeq and is a predicted model, not a curated record.